GAGAAAGGGAGACAAACAGACCAGGAAUGUCUCUGAUGGGAGGACCGAGGCCGAGGGAGACGGAGGUACAGAGAAGGCGAAGGGUGAUCAGCCGCGUCGCCUGUCUUCGGCUCUUCCCGGCCGCGCUCGUACUCCUGCUCAUCCCGUGUGCGCAGUCCUGGAAGCAGAGGGUUCCCAGGCUCAAGCUCUCCCACAAAGAGCUGCUGGUGUCGGGAGGCUUUGGGGAGUUCCUGGGCUCGGAGGACGGACACAACUACCAGGCGCUGCUCCUGGACGAGGAGAGAGGGCGGCUGCUGGUGGGAGCCAAGGAUUCGGUCUUCUUAUUACACCUGGAUCACAUCAACCGCAACCCCCGACAGAUCCGUUGGCCCGCAAACAGAGAGCAAGUGGAGAUGUGUCAACAAACCGGGAAACACCCCCACAGAGAGUGCGCAAACUUCAUCAGAGUCCUCCACAACUAUAACAAGACUCACGUCUACGCGUGUGGGACAGGAGCCUUUCAUCCCACAUGUGGCUACAUCGAAAUGGGGCCCUGGGACCAGGAGCCUGUUUUCCAUCUGGAUACGGACAACCUCGAGUCUGGCAGAUUGAAGUGUCCCUUCGACCCCAAACAGCCAUCUGCCUCCGUGAUAUCAGACCAGUACCUGUACACUGGGACAGCGUUGGACUUUCAUGGGCGAGUCACUGUCUUCACACGGUCACUGGGACCAACUCCCAUUCAGAACUACAUCCUGACUGACCUCUCUGAGCACCACUGGCUGAACGAAGCGAAGUUUGUGGGAGCGUUCCCCAUGCCCGACACCUACAACACGGAUGACGAUAAAAUUUACUUCUUCUUCCGGGAAACGACGCACGAGAGCGGAGCAUCGGAUAAGGCCAUUCUGUCCCGAGUGGCUCGUGUGUGUAAGAAUGACGUGGGGGGCCAGAGGAGUCUGAUCAACAAGUGGAGCACGUUCCUGAAGGCACGGCUGGUUUGCUCCGUUCCGGGGCCUGACGGAGUCGACACAUAUUUUGAUGAACUCCAGGAUGUGUUUGUGUUGCCGACCAGAGAUGAUAGGAACCCGGUUGUGUACGGAGUCUUCACCACCAGCAGUUCCAUCUUCAAAGGCUCCGCUGUGUGUGUGUAUAAGAUGGCUGACAUCCGGGCGGUCUUCAACGGGCCGUACAGCCACAAGGAGGGGCCCGACCAUCGCUGGGUGGAGUUUGAGGGACGGAUCCCGUACCCCAGGCCCGGCACGUGCCCCAGCGAGACCUACGACCCCUCGAUCACGUCCACAAAGGAUUUCCCGGACGCUGUGAUCGGCUUUUCCAGGCGGCACCCGGUCAUGGCCCGGUCAGUGCACCCGGUGAACGGGCGCCCGGUGUUCACCCACGUCACCGCAGACCAGCGGCUCACGCACAUCACCGUGGAUCAGGUCACGGCCGAGGACGGGCAGUACCAUGUCAUGUUCCUGGGGACAGAUACGGGGUCAGUGCUGAAGGCCGUGAGCAUCGUGAAGGAGGACUGGACGGCAGAGGAAGUGGUUCUGGAGGAGAUGCAGGUCUUUAAGGUCCCCUCUCCUGUCCUCAGAAUGGUGAUCUCCUCAAAGCAGCAGUUGCUGUACGUUGGCUCAGGUGCUGGUCUGGUCCAGUUGCCCCUCCACCGCUGUGGUGUUUACGGGGCUGUGUGCGCCGAGUGCUGUUUGGCCAGAGACCCCUACUGUGCCUGGGACGGUCACUCCUGCUCCCGCUACACCCCCACCGCAAAACGACGCACGCGGAGGCAGGACGUGAGGCACGGGAACCCGAUCAGUCAAUGCUGGGACCUGGACGACAGUUCCGUGCGGGAAACUGCGGAGGAGAAGCUGAUCAUCGGGAUUGAGCUGAACGCCACGUUCCUGGAAUGCAUUCCCAAAUCCCAGCAGCCUUCCGUCCACUGGGUCGUGCAGAGAUCACGGGGGGACCAUCGCGAGGAGGUAAAGGCGAGCGAGCGGAUAAUCCAGACGGAGUACGGGCUGCUGAUCCGCAGUGUGCGGAGCACGGACGCCGGGCUGUAUCACUGCCGCGGGGAGGAGCAGUCCUUCACCAGCACCAUCGCCAGCCUCCAGCUCAAGGUCAUCACCAACGGUCACAUGGCGGGGGCCCAGCGGGCGGGCGAGGCUGGCGAGGGGCAGGAGGGGGCUGGCAGAGCCUGGGAGCUCCCUGCCGAGCCCUGGCCCCCCCGCUACAAGGACUACGUGCAGCAGGUGGGGGUCCGCAGCUUCCCGGCCGAGGAUUACUGUCACCAGCUGUGGCUGAGGGAGCGACGGAGGUCUCGCCCCCGGGGCAACACCGGCAAAUGGAAACACGUCCAGGAGCUGAAGAGGAACCGCAGCCGAAGGCACCACAUGUAA
Callorhinchus milii (elephant shark) is the source of this 2372-nucleotide messenger RNA. RefSeq names its product sema domain, immunoglobulin domain (Ig), short basic domain, secreted, (semaphorin) 3D (gene sema3d). The transcript is spliced from 18 exons. The record is from RefSeq and is a predicted model, not a curated record. Bases 27 to 2372 code for a protein of 781 amino acids. Gene Ontology annotation, molecular function: semaphorin receptor binding; chemorepellent activity. Lineage: Eukaryota; Metazoa; Chordata; Chondrichthyes; Chimaeriformes; Callorhinchidae. Gene Ontology annotation, biological process: positive regulation of cell migration; semaphorin-plexin signaling pathway; axon guidance.